AUGGCGGCACAUGAAGGAGAUGCUAACCCAAGAAUAAACGCUGAUAUAUCAUAUGAUGAAUUUUUUAUGGGAGUUGCUUGUUUGUCAGCAAAAAGGAGUAAGGAUCAACAGCGGAAAGUUGGCGCAUGCAUCGUCAAUGAGGAUAAAAGAAUAGUUUCGACUGGGUACAAUGGGUUUACUGACAGAAUUAGGAAUAAUGACGAAGCAUUCAGCUGGUCCGAAGAUAAGAAAAAUCUUUAUGUCUGUCAUGCUGAAAUGAAUGCUGUCGCCAAUAGACAUGGAACCAGUUUAAAGAAUUGUACUCUUUACGUUACUCUUUUCCCUUGUAACGAAUGUACCAAACUGCUGUUACAGUCAGGGAUCAAAAGGAUAAUUUAUUAUGCCGAUGACAAGCUUCAGGCUGAAAAAGAAAAAUACGGACAACGCACGGAUAGGGUGGAAAUAGAAGGAAAAUACUUGGCGUCGGAAAAUAUGCUGAAAGAAUCAGGGGUUGAAAUUCUACACUAUGAGGAACUGAAAGGGACAGACGGAAAACCACUGAAUCCAGCGAAAAAAAUCAUGCUUAAUUUUGACGAGAUUGCUUCUCAAAAAUAA
This is a messenger RNA of Saccostrea cuccullata (small rock oyster), 594 nucleotides long. Its product is annotated as deoxycytidylate deaminase-like. The record is from RefSeq and is a predicted model, not a curated record. Gene Ontology annotation, molecular function: hydrolase activity; zinc ion binding. Lineage: Eukaryota; Metazoa; Mollusca; Bivalvia; Ostreida; Ostreidae. The transcript is spliced from 5 exons. The coding region runs from base 1 to 594 and encodes 197 amino acids.